Molecule: messenger RNA, 1017 nt
Organism: Rhopalosiphum padi (bird cherry-oat aphid)
Lineage: Eukaryota; Metazoa; Arthropoda; Insecta; Hemiptera; Aphididae
Gene: Dak1
Product: UMP-CMP kinase
Exons: 2
Coding region: 192-809 (205 amino acids)
Biological process (GO): 'de novo' pyrimidine nucleobase biosynthetic process; CDP biosynthetic process; UDP biosynthetic process
Cellular component (GO): nucleus; cytoplasm
Molecular function (GO): UMP kinase activity; ATP binding
Source: RefSeq, a predicted model, not a curated record
AUCACUUAUCAACGAUCAACGUCAAAUCCACAACACACAGUAUUUAAAAAAAAUUAUUGUUACUAAUUAUUUUUUUAUUUUAGCAAUAUAAGCACCUUCCUAUUAAUUAAUCGAUUUUGUCUCAAGUGCGCAUAUAAGUUAGUUGUUUGUGUAACAAAUAUUAUCCAAAGAAUGACAUAAUCUCUAAUUUUAUGACAUUUUUUCGUUCAGUAUAUCGUCUGUUCUCUACAAUGAGCAAACCUCAAGUCGUUUUCGUCCUUGGAGGCCCAGGUGCGGGUAAGGGUACGCAAUGUUCCAACAUAGUAUCCAAAUUUGGAUUUGUUCACCUAUCUGCUGGUGACCUGUUGCGUGCAGAACGCAGUAAACCAGACAGUAUGUUUGGAGAAUUGAUUGACACUCACAUCAAAAACGGUACAAUUGUCCCAGUAGAAAUCACAUGUAAACUUAUUCAAAAUGCGAUGGAAGCAUCAGCAGCUAAUCGAUUUUUAAUUGAUGGAUUUCCACGAAAUAGAGACAAUAUGAUUGGCUGGGAUACCACGAUUGGAGAUCAAGUUGAUCUUUUAUUUGUACUAUUUCUAGAAUGUUCUGAAAAUGUAUGCAUAGAACGUUGCAUGAAAAGAGGUGCUGCUGGAAGUGGUCGAGCUGAUGAUAAUUUAGAAAGUUUAAAAAAGAGGAUUGUCACAUUUGUGAAUGAUUCUAUGCCAAUUAUAGAAUAUUUUAAAGAGAAAAACUUAGUAAAAAGAGUUGAAGCAGGAAAAAAUGCUGAAGAUGUAUGGUCCGAUAUUAUUGAAUUAUUCAAAAACAUUUGAAUAGAGAAACAAAAUAUUCAUUUAACUUAUUAGACAAUUUCCUAAAUAUGGUAGAUUAAAUUAAUUUUAUUCUUGCACUAUCCAAACAAAAGUAAUUAUUUUAUAAUAUUAUGUAUACCAGUGAUUUAAGAUAUUUAGAUUAAUGUCUUAAUCAGUUUUUUUUUUUUUUUUAUUGAACCAUCCAAUAAAAAUAUAUUAACAUGUAACA